AUGCCCUCUAGAAAUACAAAGGCGAUCACUCGGAUUGCAAUCAUCGGUGUUGGCCAGGUCGGCGCGGCUGCUGCUUAUGCGCUGAUCUUAAGCUCCGUCGCUAGUGAACUGCUCUUGGUCGAUAUCAAAACUGACUUGAGAGACGGCCAGGUCCGGGAUCUUUCCGAUGUAAGCUACAGUUGCAAUAGCGGAACGCGUGUCCGAGCAGCCACACACAAAGAAGCAAGCCAAUGCGAUAUUGUGGUUAUCACGGCCGGGUCAAAGUCGUACAGAGGUGAAACUAGCGUUCAGCACAUGUGGCAGAAAAUUGCCAUCAUUGAGAGCAUCAACAAUGCAAUGAAGCCAUUCGAAUCAGGCACAAUCUUACUCAUCGUGGCAAACCCUGUCGACCUUCUCACUUCCUUCGCCCAAGAGCACUCUGGACUUCCAGCAUCUCAGGUGCUGGGCUCAGGAACCUUUCUCGACUCAGUAAGGCUUCGUGGAAUAUUAGCAGACAAAGCCGGAGUAUCCGCUAGUUCGAUAGACCUGCAGGUAUUGGGCGUGCACGGGGAGUCACAAGUUGUUGCGUGGUCGAAUGCAACACUUUGUGGAGUCCCGAUCGACAAAGCGCUCCCCAGCAACAGUUUCAACCCCACUGACCUUGCCAACGAGUGUAAACAAAGAUCGCAAAAGAUUAUCCAAGCUAAAGGAAAAAUAUCUUUUGGAAUCGGCUCCGCCAUAUCCAGAAUCUGCGCUUCCAUUAUAUUCGAUAGGCGAAAUGUCUACCCUAUUAGCCAUUUCCAGCCGGAAUGGAGUUGCUGUUUCAGCUUGCCGGUGGUUCUUGGAAGAAGUGGAAUCAUAAGAACUGUCCAAAUGCCAAUGAAUAGAGACGAGAAGGUCAAUAUGGACGAUUCGGUGAAGUUACUAAGCGCAACACUCAAGCGGAUCCGUAAGGAUCAGUAA
Messenger RNA from Penicillium antarcticum, 942 nucleotides. Its product is annotated as lactate/malate dehydrogenase family protein. The transcript is spliced from 3 exons. The record is from RefSeq and is a predicted model, not a curated record. Gene Ontology annotation, biological process: carboxylic acid metabolic process. Gene Ontology annotation, molecular function: oxidoreductase activity, acting on the CH-OH group of donors, NAD or NADP as acceptor. The coding region runs from base 1 to 942 and encodes 313 amino acids. NCBI's taxonomy places the organism in Eukaryota, Fungi, Ascomycota, Eurotiomycetes, Eurotiales, Aspergillaceae.